AUGUCGAAAGGUACAACCAAAGCUAUUGGUAGAUUACCUCAGCAAAUCAAGCAAAAGACAAAACUUAGGAGUUCAAUGAAAGAUUACGAAUAUAAUGAUGCGAGUAAGAAAUUUGCUGAAGUAGCCAAUCACGCUGAAAAAUUACAUACAGACGUUGUAAAAUUUAGAGAUCAAGUUUCACUUAUGCUUAAUCAUCAAGCAAAUUUAUCCAAUUUAUUGGUAGAAGUAUACAAUCCUAUACAAGGAUUAGAACCAACUGAUGGAGCAGUUGUACGUCGACAGAAAACAUCUUCUCAUUCAAUAAAAGUCGUUGAAAGUUAUUCACAAAAUGCGAAAGAUCUUAGGGACACCAUCUUAUCAGAUUUGGAUUUACUUGAUCAUGAAGUUAUCAAUCCUAUAGCUAAUUUCUUAACGGUUAUUAAAUUGAUCAAAAAAACGAUUACAAAACGUGAUCACAAAAAAGUUGAUUAUGAACGUUAUUCUGCAAAUGUAAAAAAAUAUAAAGACAUGAAAGAUAAAAUAUUAAGUGCAAGUGAAGAAAAAAACUUGUAUAAGCAAGAAGAUUUACUUAGUACAGCAACACAAGAAUAUGAAUAUUAUAAUAAUUUACUUAAGAAAGAAUUACCGUUAUUUUUCGAUUAUAUGAUUGAAUUUAUUGAACCAGUAUUUGAAUCUUUUUAUCGUAUUCAAAUAAGAAUUUUCAGGCAUUCAAUAAAACGUUUGGAAAAAGUUGUAGAUAAAUCAGAUAUUGAUAUUGAUUCUUCAAUAGUAGACAGUUAUGAUGAAAGAGUUGAAGAUGCAAAGAAUCAAAUUCAAUCAUUAACCUUAUUAAAUCGUGAAGCAAAAUUAGCAAAAUCUAAUCCUGAAAAUGCAUAUUCAGCAACUCCAUCAGUAUCAGCUCGUAAAGCAUCAUUCAAUUCAAUGAAUUCAUCCUCUAAUUCAAAACUUUUCCCAGUUAACAAAAAAAUUCCAUCACCAAUCCCCCCUCCUAUCCCAGCAAAACCAAAAAUUGCAUAUGUCAAAGCAUUAUAUGAUUAUGAUGCACAGGCAGAUGGCGAUUUAUCAUUUCAUAAAGGGGAUAAAAUUGAAGUGUUAAAAAGAACUCCUAAUACUGAUGAUUGGUGGGAGGGAAAAUUAAAUGGUGUUACUGGUAUUUUUCCAGGGAAUUAUGUUGAAGAAUUAUAA
This is a messenger RNA of Entrophospora sp. SA101, 1185 nucleotides long. The record is from the annotation of a GenBank genome assembly. Lineage: Eukaryota; Fungi; Glomeromycota; Glomeromycetes; Entrophosporales; Entrophosporaceae.